Melospiza georgiana is the source of this 1132-nucleotide messenger RNA. It is a transcript of the gene PRDX6, whose product is annotated as peroxiredoxin 6. The record is from RefSeq and is a predicted model, not a curated record. Gene Ontology annotation, biological process: cell redox homeostasis; cellular oxidant detoxification. Gene Ontology annotation, molecular function: peroxiredoxin activity. Bases 94 to 768 code for a protein of 224 amino acids. Gene Ontology annotation, cellular component: mitochondrion; cytosol. Lineage: Eukaryota; Metazoa; Chordata; Aves; Passeriformes; Passerellidae. The transcript has 5 exons.
CGCGCAGGCGCAGAGCGGGCGGCGGUGGCUGCGGGAGCAGCACCGGGAGCAGCACCGGGAAUUGCAUCGGGAAUUGCAUCGGGAGCUGCAGCCAUGCCGGGUCUGCUGCUGGGGGAUGAGGCGCCCAACUUCGAGGCGGACACCACGCAGGGUCGCAUCCGCUUCCACGACUUCCUGGGAGACUCGUGGGGCAUCCUGUUCUCCCACCCGCGGGACUUCACCCCGGUGUGCACCACGGAGCUGGGCCGGGCGGCCAAGCUGGCACCCGAGUUCAGCAAGCGCAACGUGAAGAUGAUCGCGCUCUCCAUCGACAGCGUGCAGGACCACCUCUCCUGGUGCAAGGACAUCAAUGCCUACAACGGGGAGCAGCCUGCAGAGAAGCUGCCCUUCCCCAUCAUCGCUGACAAGAACCGGGAGCUGGCCGUGCAGCUGGGCAUGCUGGACCCGGACGAGCAGGACAAGGACGGCAUGCCCCUGACGGCCCGUGUGGUGUUCGUUUUUGGCCCUGACAAGAAGCUGAAGCUCUCUAUCCUGUACCCAGCCACCACUGGGAGAAACUUUGAUGAGAUCCUGAGAGUGGUGGACUCCCUGCAGCUCACAGCCUACAAGAAGGUCGCUACCCCCGUGGACUGGAAGCCCGGUGACAGCGUCAUGGUGGUGCCCACCUUAGCCGACGAGGAGGCCAAGAAGCUCUUCCCCAAAGGGGUCUUCACCAAGGAGCUGCCCUCGGGCAAGAAGUACCUGCGCUACACCCCGCAGCCAGAGUGAGGGCUGCCUGCCUGUCUGUCUGUCUGUCUGUCCGUCCUGCUGGGAUGCCAGAGCCUUCCUGAGCCCAGCUCCCGCCCCUCUGACACCGCACCACCCACGGCCCCGUCCUGGCACUCUGCUGCUGCAUGGCAGCACUGAACCAGCUCAGCACCAGCCCAGAACCAACCCUCCUGAGCCAGUCCUGAGCCAGCCCAGAACCAGCUCUGAACCAUCCCUGAAUCAACCCUCCUGAAUCAGCCCUGAACCAGCCCAGAACCAGCUCAGAAUCAUCCCUGAACCAGCCCAGAACCAUCCCUGAACCAACCCUCCUGAAUCAGCCCUGAACCAGCCCUGAACCAUCCCUGAACCAGCCCAGAACCAUCCC